Solanum dulcamara is the source of this 499-nucleotide messenger RNA. RefSeq lists its product as uncharacterized. The record is from RefSeq and is a predicted model, not a curated record. Lineage: Eukaryota; Viridiplantae; Streptophyta; Magnoliopsida; Solanales; Solanaceae. The transcript has 3 exons. The coding region runs from base 26 to 340 and encodes 104 amino acids.
UGAUAACAAAAGAAAGAGGUGAAAAAUGUUGUCCUUAAAAGUUAUGUUUGUUCUUAUUUUCUUUUUACUAUCCAUAAAAGAUACUACUAUUGCUCAUGACCAAGUUAAAGAAAAAAUUGUAAUCGUUGAUGAAGCUGGAAAUGGCAUUGUCAAGGUAGGAAGGAACCAUCUUAUAAAUGAUGACAAGGAAGUUUAUGAUGGUCAUUAUGUUCCAGCAUCUAUUAAAGUACAAGUAAUUGGGAGAGGUAGAAAAGAAAUGGAAGGCAAUAGAGCAAGUUUAAUGGAUUUCACUGCUGCUGAUUAUCACACGGCAACAACACACCCUCCAAGGAAUAACUGAGCUUAAUUAUACACAACUCUUCAACCUAUAUAUAUAUAUAUAUAUAUAUGCUCUUGUGAUAAAAGAAUUAUAUACUAUUUGUAUGCAUCCAAUGGAAAUUCUAGCAAAGGUCUAAAAAGAAUUUACAUAUUUUCAUGUGCUAGAAUAUAUAAUACACUA